Messenger RNA from Plasmodium falciparum 3D7, 1218 nucleotides. Its product is annotated as putative RWD domain-containing protein. Lineage: Eukaryota; Apicomplexa; Aconoidasida; Haemosporida; Plasmodiidae. The record is from RefSeq and is a predicted model, not a curated record.
AUGUCACAGAAAAAUAAAAAAGUAUAUGAUACGCAGAACGAACAAGAAAACACAAAUAGUAGUAGCAAUAGUUCAUCAAAUAGUGAUAAGGAGAUACAAAAAGAUAAAGAAGAGUAUAAAAAGGGAGAAAACAAUUUUAGUAUUCUAAACGUUGAAGAGGUUAAUAUAAUUGAAUUAUCGAGAGAAGAACUAUAUAAAGUUUGCGCAGAAUUACAACAAAAAGAAUUGGAAGCUUUAAAAUACAUAUAUGUUCUUGAUAGUGAGUUAAACAUAAAAUAUGAGAAUGAUGAAGACAAACUCACAAUAGUUGAAAUUAAUUUAAAUGAUCAGAAUAUUAGUAAUAAUCAUAUAAAUUUCACUUUUGAACUACCUAAAGAUUACCCCCUUGGUUCUAUUUCGAUAAUUAAUGUAACGGUUAAAAACUUUACUCCAGAUACAAAUAAUUAUAUUAAUGAAGAAGUAUAUAGGUAUCUUCAGAGAUAUAAUGAACAAAGAGAAUGUAUUUUACCUGUUAUAUAUAAAGUGAAUGAAAUAAUUGAAAAUAUAAUACAAUAUAAAGAGGAACCAGGAGAAAAAAGUUUGUCUUCAUCAACAGAAGGGAGAUCAGAUUUUGAUCAAGAACAAACUUUUAAUGAAUGGGAUAACAAAAAUAAACAAAGAAAAGCAGACAUUGUAUGUUUCCCAGAACUUAGUUAUAGUAUGAAUUUUUCUAAGCGUCCUAAUAUAUUAGCAAGAAGAUUAUGUUAUUCUCAUCAUAUCCUUAGCUUAGUUAAAAGAUCAUGUAUUAUCAAGUGGGCCAAACAACUCAAAAUAGGUGGCUAUUCAAAAAUAGGAUAUCCAGGUAUUAUAGUAUGUGAAGGACCAAAAGAUGAAGUAGACUUUUAUAUUAAUAGUUUAAAUAAACUCAGAUGGAAACAUUUCGAUUGUAGAGGUAUGGAAGAUAUUGAAUUAGAUGAAAACGAAAAUCUAGAUGACGCAAGAGUUCUUCCUACAACGGUACGUGAAUUAGAUGCUAAGAGUAUGCGUACCUUAUCUGAUAUAUGCACCCAAUGUGGUUUAAGAGAUUUGUUUUUGACCAGUAUGAAAAUUUACAACAAUAAUGAUAAAAAAGGUUCUGUAAAGGAAAAAAACAAAAAUGGUGAAGAAAACAAACCUGGAAAUACUAAAGAUAUUUUAAAGGAAAAAGGAAAGAAAAAAAAAAAAAGAAGCUCAAAAUGA